This is a messenger RNA of Lolium rigidum, 552 nucleotides long. Its product is annotated as probable calcium-binding protein CML25/26. Gene Ontology annotation, molecular function: calcium ion binding. The coding region runs from base 94 to 552 and encodes 152 amino acids. The record is from RefSeq and is a predicted model, not a curated record. Lineage: Eukaryota; Viridiplantae; Streptophyta; Magnoliopsida; Poales; Poaceae. The transcript has a single exon.
UUGGCAACUCCAAAUACGGUUACGUGCCUGCAAAAUUUACGGAGCAGCAAGCAAGAUCGAAUAGUACUCCUAGUCUCCUACACUCAAUCGAUCAUGCUGGUAAUGGAGGCAUCGUCGGUGUUCACCGCCUUCGACAAGGACGGGGACGGCAAAGUGUCCGCCUCCGAGCUGCGGUGCGGCCUGGAGUCGAUCCUGGGCGAGGACGUGGCGGAGGAGGAUGCGGCGGCGAUCCUCGCUGCAGCGGACGCCGACGGCGACGGGCUGCUGAACCAAGAAGAGUUCUCGAGGCUAGCCGCCGACGCCCACGAGAACGACGACGACGUUGCCAAACGAAGGUGCUUGAUGGAGGCGUUCGGGAUGUACGCAGCGUCCUCGUCCACGGAAGACAUGGCGACGACAAUGAUCACGCCGGCGAGCCUGGGGCGGACGCUGAGCAGGCUGGGUUCGCACGAGCUGGGCGUGGAGGAGUGCAGAGCCAUGAUCUGCAGGUUCGAUCUCGACGGCGACGGCGCCCUCUCAUUCGACGAGUUCAGGGUCAUGAUGAUGGCAUAA